Messenger RNA from Hippoglossus stenolepis (Pacific halibut), 1771 nucleotides. RefSeq names its product SH2 domain-containing protein 1A. The record is from RefSeq and is a predicted model, not a curated record. NCBI's taxonomy places the organism in Eukaryota, Metazoa, Chordata, Actinopteri, Pleuronectiformes, Pleuronectidae. The transcript has 4 exons. Bases 335 to 835 code for a protein of 166 amino acids.
GUCUGAUGUGUUACACUGUUGAAAUACACAUGUAUUGCCAUAAAAGAGUGUGACAAACAAAUGUUUACACACAGGUUUUCAGAAAGCAAACCAGUGAUGAGGAUCAGAAGGGAGGAUUAAGGUCGAUUUUUCUUUUUUGUAACGUGAAAAUCAAUGUGCUCAAGUGAAAAUCUUUUUAUCAGAUCACCUUUUUUUGUUUUAGCUCAGACAAAGUGCACAGAAUGAGUUGCAAGCUGCAUGACAGAGAAGUGUGAAAACCAGAGACGCUCUUCUUAUAUUUCCACACACUCUGUUGCCACAACUAUCUGCUGCACCUGCACCUUUCUACACUCGCAUGAGUGCUGGCCUCAGAGGCGACAUGGAGCAGGAAGGGGAGCUGGUUCGGUCCAUUUACUUCGGGAGAAUUGGGAGUGAGGCCACAGAGAGGCUGCUGGAGAGGUUUGGACGUGAUGGCAGCUUUCUGCUGAGAGACAGCGACACCAUGCAGGGGGCCUACUGUCUGUGUGUGAGGAAAGCCCCGUUUGUGCACACCUUCAGGCUCGUACACUCCAUCGACGGCUGGUGUCCUCAGAGUUCAGGCAUCAGACGGCAGAGCUUUGGGACACUGGAAACACUGAUAGAGAACUACAGAGGAGGUUCAGCCUCUGGUGUCACAACAGUCCCCCUCACACACCCACUGGACAGAACACAGCUACAGUACAUCAGUAAUGGACAAGUUCCAGCUUUUUCCUCUACAGAGUUUGUCUACAUGGAAAUGAGCAGGGGCGGCGGGGGCGGCGGCAGCGGCAGCGGCGGAAGCAGCAGCGGCGGCGGCAGCAGCAGGUCCAUCAGUUAAGGCUUUGCCUUCAGACGAGUGGACCAACGCUGUUAAUCAGGCGGACAAACUGAAGAUGAGAGAAACAUGUAGAAUGUGGCAAAUCAAGGAUCUGCCAUAUUUUUUGUGUUUAAUUUUGUAUCUUUAUUUGUGUCACUUUAGCAUCAGCUCAUUGUAAUUGUUCUCUUUUGCUUUGUUCAUUUCAGUGAUUCUGUUCAUUAUUGCUGUAAUACUUUAUUCUCAUUGAUAAUAUAUGUAUUUGUUGCUCUGUGGCUAAACCUGGUUUAGUUUGUUUGGCUCAUACAAGUCCAGCUUAUUACACUUUUGAACCAUGGAGGUUAUCCUAUCGAUACUUUGGUCUGUUGGCAGAUGACCCUAUUAUCUUUCUAAUUAUAUAUAGAGGAAGUCCCAACCAAAAAAAGUAAAACUUUCUACAACGUUUUAGACACACGUUUCUCUUAGUUAGACAACAAAUAGCUUUCUGAGAUUAAUAUCAAGAAGUUUCUUUAGAUCCUCUAGAAGAGUGUAGGUUGUCCUUGAGGUGGGUGAGGAGCACUUCAAAAGUCCUUAUAUGAAAGCAGUCAACAUAGUUUGUAGCUAUGCUAAGCUAAGCUAACUGUAGUUUAAUGUUUAAUGGAAAGAUGUUGUAACAGUGGUGUUCUCAUCAUCUUCUCAUCUAACGCUCUGCCAGAAAGCAAAUUAGCAAAUUUCAUAAAAUGUCAAACUUUUGCUUUUGUGUUGAUUCAUUCUUCAUCCCAUUUUAUUGUUUUCAUAUUUUUUUAAAUGCUGUGUGGGUUUUUUUUAAUUAUGUUUUAUUGUCAGAUGUGUAAGUGUCAACGUUUGUCUAAAUGCUGGAUUUUUGCUUUUGCUGAUACCAUCCUGUAAACAAUGAGCUGCGAUAAUAACGACUGCAAACUGGACCAUUCUGUACAAAUAAAGGUUGACUAAAUUAAUAAA